Moneuplotes crassus is the source of this 609-nucleotide messenger RNA. Lineage: Eukaryota; Ciliophora; Spirotrichea; Euplotida; Euplotidae. The record is from the annotation of a GenBank genome assembly.
AUGGCAACAGAGGUUUUCGAAAAACCAGAGAUCCCUGAGCUUGCCUUAAACCAUAAGUGGACAAUUUGGGAGCUAGUGGAAACGAAGGGGCAAGCAAAUUAUAACGCUGGAAUGGAAAAAGUAGCUUGGUUUGGAGAUGCAGUUACCUUUUGGAAAGUAUGGAAUAAGAUUCCUCAUUCUGACCCAACCAACUUCUUCGCAUUCGAAAGAGAGGGAAAGAAUUACAUCAACUAUUAUGAAAUCAAAGGGAGCCAUGAAAGGAUUAACACUCUUGCAAUGUUUAAAACUGGAAUUCAUCCUGAAUGGGAAGAUGCGACCAAUAAGAAUGGUGGCGAAUACGCGACAAAAAUUACGGUAGAUAUUGAAUCAACAAAAGAGAUCUGGAAUAAUUUAGUAUUAAACCUGGUAACUAGCAACUUCCCAGCCACUGAUAAAGUUUGUGGUAUCAGGAUAGUAGACAAAGGCAAGUUCAUAAAAGUUGAAUUAUGGGUCGACUACGGACUCAGAAAAUACUGUGAGGAUGCCAAGGCCCAGGAAGAAAAAUUAAUCGAAAUAUGUGAAGAAGCCGGAGCAUCAUCAGUCAGAUUCGAGUUUAAGGCUCAUUGUUAA